Molecule: messenger RNA, 957 nt
Organism: Parascedosporium putredinis
Lineage: Eukaryota; Fungi; Ascomycota; Sordariomycetes; Microascales; Microascaceae
Source: the annotation of a GenBank genome assembly
AUGGAUAGCAUCCUCGACCUCCUCGCACUGGUCCAGGAGCAACAGCUUGCGGCUAUGCCUCACGAAAGCCUAGGCUUCCGUCGUCUCAUCAAGGACUGCACGAGCUGGCCCUCCUGGACGCGCUUCAGCUCCGUCGUCCAGCACCAAAACCUCGGCCGCAACGGCGCCCAAGAGUUCCAGCUUGGCAGCGACCUCAAGUGCGAGAUGGGUGUUCUAGGCCCCGCCUACGACUCCUCUGACCUCUGGGUUCAGACCACCCCGCUCGAGGACUGCUUCAAGGUAGAGAUUGGCUCGUGCAGCUCGGUCGUCUCUCCCGACAUUGCCGAGACCUUGCUCGACCGCCUCUGCGCCGUCCUCAACGUCUUCGGUCAGGCGGAUUCCGCUAGCAACCGCCACCUGUGGGAGCUCCUCGCUCGCGACCACGAGCCACUCAUCCCGAUCAAGUCCUCCCUUGUCGAGCAAGUGUGGAGCGACGUUCUUCCGCAUAUCGAGGAAUCUGUUCCCUGGGACGCUCCCUACUUCGAGCUCUGGGGUGACGAGAUCGCCCCCGUUCGUUUUCUUCAAGAAUAUGCUUACCAUGGAAUUAUUCUUGAUAUGGAGGACAUCCUUGAGAACCCCACAAAGCAGGCGCAGAUGCUUCUGACUGCUCGUGUCCUAGCCGAUCGAAAGGCCGCUUCAAGGGAAACAACCUCUACGCCACGCAGUCAGAGCUUUUGGGCACUAGACUCCAACGCCGCACCAGCUUCGACAUCCGGAGCCAGUCGCAGAGGGUCCGUCAUCAAUUCACCUCGUGUUGGGUCUCCUGGUGUUGGCGCCCCUCUCAAACGACACAAGCCGUUCAACCCGCCCGCCAGGGCGAGCACGGCGCACUUUGCAGGCUCGGGUGGCCGCACUCAGCGCGAUUGGGAUCUCCCUUCCCCCUUCUCUCCGAAUAUAAACCAUCUACCGCCAGCAUGA